AUGGAGGAGAGCCGCGGCACAUCGCCAGAGCAUGGACACACUGCAGAAGAUGGGGAUGAAGAGCUGCUUGCAACUAACAAAGGGGAUGCCCAGCCGGAAGACCCAAGUGGUCCAAAUCAAGAAGAUGGAGUGGGCAUAGCAUUAUUACAGCCAGAAGACAGUCAUGCCGAGGAGGAAGGGGCAGGUGUUCCUACGGCUGCUGUGGAGGAAGGAGCUGAAGGUGUUCCUAUGACUGCUGUGGAGGAGAGGGCAGAAGGUGUUCCUACGGCUGCUUUGAAGGAAGGGGCUGAAGGUGUUCCUAUGGCUGCUAUGGAGGAAAGGGCAGAAGGUGUUCCUACGGCUGCUUUGGAGGAAGGGGCUGAAGGUGUUCCUAUGGCUGCUAUGGAGGAGAGGGCAGAAGGUGUUCCUACAGCUGCUGUGGAGGAAAAGGCUGAAGGUGUUCUUGUGGCCGCCGUGGAGGAAGGGGCAGAAAGUGGUCCUACAGCUGUUACGGAAGAAGACGCAGACAGUGUUCCUACAGCUGCUGUCGUGGAAGGGGCAGAAGGUGCUCUUGUGGCUGCUGUGGAGGAAGGGGCAGAAGCUGUUUCUGUGGCUGUCAUGGAGGAAGGGGCAGAAGGUACUCCUACAGUUGGCAUGGAGAAAGAGGCAGAAGGUGCUCGUACAGCAGUCACUGAGGAAAAACUCCCAGCAGAGACUGGUGAGCUAAGCACCAUCCCUGAACACACAGAGCCCUCCUUUUCAGAGUUAUAUCAUAUUUCCUCUGAGAGUAUUGCCAUGGCCAGAAUGAUCUCUUCUCCAUCUUCAGCAGCCAGCAGCCAGAGAUUUGCUUUACCCCUGCAAAUUGAGGAUCAAAAGAAGCCAGCUGCCUUCCCUCUCUAUUCUGAAUCUUCUCUUCAGCUGAUGUCUCUGCAGUUCAGUAGAAGUGGCGCCUUGGAAGAGAAUGAGGAGGAAAUAUUGCGCUUGGUUGAGAGGGAGACUGAAGGGAGUGAAGAGACAGAGGAGGAAACAGAGCUGGUGGUGCUGGAUCCCGAGCAUCCUUUGAUGAAAAGAUUCCAAACUGCCCUCAAGACCUACCUCAGUAAAAAGAUCGGAAAGCUGACGGAGGGGCUUCGUGAAAUGGCAGUUCUCAUGAAGAACAAAACAAAAGAGAGAGAGGAACUUGGUGUGGUUCUGUAUGGAGUCCAGCAGCAGUUGGCCCGGCUGCAAAUGGAUUUGGAGAAGAAUCACAGUUGUCAUGCUCAGAUCUCUAUGGUCCGCCGACAGCUGGAGGAAGAGUUGCAAGACCUCAGAAAUAUGUAUAAGAAGACAUGCCAGAGCACUGACGAAGAACGCAAGAAAGUUUCAUCCAUGCAGACAGAGAUGGAAAAUCUGUCUCUGCGCCUGUUCUACAUGCAGAACAUGGACCAAGAUGUACGUGAUGAUAUUGCUGUGAUGAAGCGAACAGUGAAGAAGACUGAAGUGGAGCGGAUGCAUGCAGAGGUGGAAAAGCAAAAACAGGACCUUCAUGUUGACCGCUUAACAAGGACAGCCAAUGAGUUGCAAGAGCAGAUCGCUUUAUACGAAGCACAACACAUAGCCCAGGCUGAAGACACCAGAAUCACGCGGCAAGAUGUGGCAGAGGCAUGUACAGAAAUACAAUCUAUAAACCUGGAGAAGAAGCAAUUGCUGCAUCAAUGGGCUGUCAGCUUGACUGGGAUGAAGCGGCGUGAUGAGGCAUAUGCUGCCAUGCAGGAAGCACUAAGAGAUACCAGGCACAAGCUCAAGUCUUUAGAAAUUGAGAUUGAAGUCUACAAGAAGUCCAUCUCCAAGGAAGAAGAGAGGAACGAACUGUUAGCCUCUAUCUUGAACCGCUCCGAGAAUGAUGGGAACACAAGUAGGAAAUUGAUAGCUCAGAGCAUAGCUAAACAGGAGGCCAUGAAAGUGGAAUUUGGCACCUACACUCGUACCCUACAAGAGACGGAGCAAGCCCUCAAUCGGGCCAAUACAGAUCGAGCUGCUCGCUUGAAUGAGUUGGUUACCCUUCGUCGAGAGAUAGAGAAGGGAUCACAAGUCAAGCAAUAUCUGGAGAGUGAAAUUAUGGUCAAGCUGCAGGAUCAGCUGAUGUCUAACAAAGCAGCAAAAUACUUUGUACAACUGUCUGCUAAGCUUCAAAACAGAAUGAUGGAUUUGGAUAUACAGUUCUCCAAAAUAGAGAAUGAUACAGCUCAAACUACACUGGAUAUAACAAACACCAACUGCAGGCUGAAUACACUUCAGAAGACUCUUGCAGAGCAGGACAAGGAGAUGGAUGACAUGAAUGGGCAGAUUAACCAUAGCGAGUCUGAGGUCGCCAGGCAAAACCUCAUGAUUGGGCGCAAACAAGGAAUAAUCAACCUGUAUAACAAGAAACUGGAAAUGAUGAUUUCACAGCUGGGGGGACAAGAGUUGGGACCUCUGGAACUUGAAAUCAAGAAGCUGAGCAAGCAGAUAGAUGAAAUGGACAUGGACAUAGUGAAGAUGCAGAGGUUUUGGUUGAACCAGCAAAGGGAAUUAGUGAAGCUGAGUAAAGAGCGAGAAGAGCAGCUGGCAUCUCUUGACAUGCUAAAGAAAGAGAUCACGAUCAAGGAACAAAAGAAAGUGCGCAUAGAGAAUGAAAUCCAGCGGGAGAGGAAUGAACUCAAGGACAUUGAGCGCCACAUGAAGAACAUGGCCAAUGAUUUGGAGAAACUACACAUGUUGAUCAAUAAGAACAGUACAAACUCAGAGGAGCUGCAGCAGGGCAACACUAUUAUGGAGAAUGAAUUUGUGCGUGCACUCAAGGGAGCUGAAAGGGAAUCAAUUGAGUUGCAAGAGAAGCUGGACCAACUCCAUGAGGAAAAAGAGAGACUCAUCAACAGCCUAGUGGAGACAGAGUGUCAGAUGAUGCAAUGGGAGAAGAAGAUACAGAUCGCCAAAGAGAUGCGUGCUGCUGUGGAUUCUGAGACUGGGCAGGGUGAAAUUCAGGCCAUGAAAUCUGAAAUUCACAGGAUGCAGGUAAGGUACAACCAGCUGAAAAGGCAACAGGAGAGGAUGAUGCGAGAUAUGGAGGCAGCUGUUGCCCGCCGAGAGACCAUCAUGAUUCGUGGUGAAGACCAGAACAAAAUGAAUAAAAAAGUGCUCACAAAAGGUGACUUCCAUUAUAAGAAGCAGGAGCUGAAGAAAAAAAUCAAAGAGACCCAGAAGAAUGCCGAGGAGUGCAACAGCAUCAUAACUCAGCUUGAUAGUACUCAGAAAAACCUCAGCAAUGCUAUUCUGGAGAGGCAGAAACAGAUUUCCAGCUUGAAUGUUGAAAAUGAUGAGUUGGAAAUGAAAAUUGAUCAGCUGCAGGAAAAAAAACUACAGAACCUUUCAGACAUUGUGGCCAAUCAGGGACGUGUGAAGCACAUGCAGACUGUGAAGGAAGGGAAAUACCACCCACUGUGCCGCAGUGAGCUGAUGAUGCGGAUUGAACGACAGAAGGUAGAAACCCGACUACACGGCAUUAACGUCAUCAUCCAUCAAGUCCUGCACGAGUUUCCUCAGCACCACAAGUUGUUGCAGAGACUCAGCCAAGUCUUGCAUUCCAGGCUGGGUACACAAACAGCAGUGUAG
Euleptes europaea (tarantolino) is the source of this 3609-nucleotide messenger RNA. It is a transcript of the gene CCDC40, whose product is annotated as coiled-coil domain containing 40. Bases 1 to 3609 code for a protein of 1202 amino acids. Gene Ontology annotation, cellular component: cilium; cytoplasm. Gene Ontology annotation, biological process: axoneme assembly; heart looping; epithelial cilium movement involved in determination of left/right asymmetry. The record is from RefSeq and is a predicted model, not a curated record. NCBI's taxonomy places the organism in Eukaryota, Metazoa, Chordata, Lepidosauria, Squamata, Sphaerodactylidae. The transcript has 21 exons.